Molecule: messenger RNA, 3043 nt
Organism: Liolophura sinensis
Lineage: Eukaryota; Metazoa; Mollusca; Polyplacophora; Chitonida; Chitonidae
Product: UBX domain-containing protein 1-like
Exons: 11
Coding region: 232-1224 (330 amino acids)
Biological process (GO): negative regulation of protein ubiquitination; negative regulation of proteasomal ubiquitin-dependent protein catabolic process; negative regulation of protein K48-linked deubiquitination
Cellular component (GO): cytoplasm; nucleus
Molecular function (GO): K48-linked polyubiquitin modification-dependent protein binding
Source: RefSeq, a predicted model, not a curated record
GAAAAGUAGUUCGAGUAACUUGAUUUAAAUGCUUGCCUAAACAUUUUUCUCAGUGUUUGUAAUACCUAAUGAAUUAAGCAGACAAAGUAUCUGUUUAGGUUUGAUGUAAGCAACAUAGACGAUACUGCAUGGAAACAAGCGUCUGCUCGCAGAUCACGUUGAAUGUCGUUUUCGGCCCGCAUAUUUUUCUUGACGAUCAGCUUUUGUAUCUAAACAAUAAUUCAGUCGAAGAUGUCAACGGAUGUAAAGACCCUUAUGGAGAUGGGGUUUCCAGAAAACCAGGCGGCCCGAGCUCUGGCGAAAACAAAUUACAAAGGUGUCCAAGCUGCUAUGGAUUGGAUAUUUGCUCAUGCAGAUGAUCCAGAUAUAAAUGAUCCCUAUGAGGUGCCUAAAGGGAAUGUAUUGGGGUCAUCAGAUCAGAGUGAAGGGGCCACUAACCCAGAAAGCACAAAAGACAAAUCUGCUGAGGGAACAGAAGCUGGAGAUGGUCAGUCUCAGCAACCCAAGUCUCUCAAGUGUGAUGAGUGUGGUAAAUUACUGAAGAGUGAUGUGGAUGCCCAAGCCCAUGCUGCCAGAACUCAGCACACUAGUUUUUCUGAGUCUACAGAGGAGAUCAAACCAUUAACAGAGGAAGAAAAACGUGAACAGUCUAUAAGACUGCAGGAGAAACUUAAACAACGGAGAUUAGAGAAGGAGGAGCAAGUGAAAAAAGAACAGAUAGCCCGGGAGAAAAUGAGACGAUCAACAGGCAAAGAGUUAGUGACAGCUAAGCAAAAGAUGGAAGAAGAUGAAAUCAAGAGGAUUGCAGAACAAAGAAGAAAGGAAAAAAUGGAGGAAAAAAUUGCCAGACAAAAAAUAAAGGAUGAGAUUGAAAAGGACAAACGUGAAAGAGCAGCCAGGGCUAAGAAGUCAAGCACUGAGGCCACAGACCAAGCCCCUGUGGCAACUUCCUCCCCACCACAGAAAGUCCCAGCCAAGGACUACAGCCAAUGUAGAUUACAGAUCCGACUUACAAAUGGCCAGGCUCUCACACAGACUUUCUCCUCUAAAGAACCCCUAGCUGCUGUUCGUUUGUACAUAGAGAUGAACAGAACAGAUGGCUCAGGCCCUUUUAAUCUGAUGACAAACUUCCCCAAGAAGGUUUUCUCAGUUGAUGAUAUGGAGAAGCCACUGUCAGAACUUGGAUUGGUGCCAUCUGCAGUGAUUAUAUUAACCAAAGCGUAGAUAUAUAUAAUGAACUCUAACGAAUGUCAUGAAAUUCAAUUAUCACCUGGGUUUUGUUAAAUGUCUUAAUAUCAUAAAUAUGCUGAUGGAUGCAAAAGACAUGUUGAGAGUGGCUACACUUGAAAAAAAAUUAGUAUAUCUUGACAGGCAAACUCAUUAUCUCUAUUAUGUUUUUACCAGUGAUCUGAUAAGGAGUCUAACUCCCAAGGAUAUGCCAUUUAUACUGUCACAGUGAAAAUAUAAAGUUUGAUGUUACAUUUUGUUUUGUUACAUUUUUAACCGUAUGACCUUAUUUGAUUAGAUGUUCUAUGAUGGUACUUCCUGAUUGAGGCUAUAUAAAGCCCUUGACACAAUGGCACAAUCAAUGAAAUAUUCUGUACUUCUUAAGCACGCCAUUCAAAAAAGUCUUAACAAAAUGAAAAUGUAUUCCUUAUAUUUAUAUUCCUUAAACAUUUCAGUUAUGCAACCAUUUUGGAAGUAUGUUCAUUGCAUGGAAGUGUAAACCUAAUGUUAUCAGCAAUGUCCAUAGUGUAUUAAAAUGAUGCUGUGUCUUCAAUGAAUUGGGGGGGAGUGGCUCGUCCUUUCAUUGCUAGGCCACACCAGGCGCAAGUCAGCCUUGGACAGGGAAUUUGUGGAUUCUUACUGUGCAUGGGACCUUUGGUAAGAAUGCAGCUGACGAUGCUCAUGCCACCAGUUUGCAGUCAUACAUUUUGCAGCCUAAUCGUCUUUUCACACCACUUGUCUUCCACCAAUAUGGUGUGCAUUUAUAUGGAAAAGUUCAAGCAACUUGCCAAAAAUCAGUGGAUUACCCUAAUUCCUCAAACUUUCUGCAUGCGAGAGCCAAAUUUCAGCGCAAAUGACAUGUAUUCCACAUUUUUAAUUUGAUUUUGGACACAUUACAUUGGUCGCAUUGGCCAAUUUCUGGGGAUCACAAAAAGUAUAAGUUUUUCAUUCCGCACAGAAUAAUGCCUUCAGAAUAUGGUGUGGAGAAAGGCCGAUUAACUGUAAAUUCCUGGAUAAGAAAGUACAAGGCGCAAAGCGCCGAGGAUUGUGUUGUCCAGGAAUGUACAGUUAUGAGGUCUUUCUCUGACUUAAACGUUUGUAUUAGUGUUACAUAAUAAACGAUUUCUGUGUUUGAAGGUGGGAGGGAGUGGGAAUGAGUGGGAAUAACAAGUGCACAGAUAGCACAGGGCUAUGUUUUCGUUCUGAUACUUUAUAUAUGGCAACAUGGCCAAAGUAUGCUUGAUUAGACAAUUCAGACCUGCCAGAGAAAUUUAGGAAAGUAUGGCUGCUGUACUUUCCAGACGAGAAAGUACGAAAGUAGUAAGAAAGAAACGGUUUUCUGAAUAGAGUCACGUCACAACAAGCAUUUAAGCUUGAAUAAAUAUCUUGCAAACAUGCAAAAAGGCUGAAGAAUUAGUGCCACAGUUUCUGCCACCCUGGAAGCUGACUGGCAGUGCAUAAGUGAAAAAUUCUUCAGUAAAGUUUUCAACAACAAUCAAAUACAGAAAUAAAUCAAUGAAUUAACAAAUUUAAAUUUUAUUUUCAGACUACUAGUUUAGUACCCUAUUUCCCAACAUGAUAAAAAGCCACAGGAUGUUUCAAUGGCCAAUGUUUACUUUCUUUAUGGCGUAUUGAAGAUCAGACAUAGAAAAGGAGAUGGAGGUACAACACCAGCAGUUUGUACCUACUUGUUACCUUAUGUUUAAAUCUUACCAUCAGUAUAAACCUAUGAACUGCCUUUGUCCAUUUGCUGUACCGGUAUUGUAUAUAUUAGUAAUCAGUUUCAAAGAUUUCACUUCAUCUUUCUCUGAAAUAU